ACGAGAUGAGUGUGCGAGGCGGAUCCGCUACAAUCGCCCAGUCCGGAGCGCAGAGCCGUUUCAGCACCACCAGAUCUGGAGGCUGCCCAGCGCUACGAUGGCCAAAGACAACCCGGCUUUCUCUGCCGUCCCCAAGACCCCCGUCUCUGAGGGCAAAGCGCCCCUUUCCUCACAGCCGGUCAAGUCGGCGGCCUUGCGGCGCCUGGGCGAGGGCCCCGAGAAGGCCGAGAAGAAGCGCGGGCGCCAGCGCUACGUGGAGAAGGACGGCAAGUGCAACGUCCAGCACGGGAAUGUGCGGGAGACUUACCGCUACCUGACCGACAUAUUCACCACUCUGGUGGACCUGAAGUGGCGCUUCAGCCUGCUGGUCUUCAUCCUGGCCUACGCAGUCACCUGGCUCUUCUUCGGCCUCAUCUGGUGGUUCAUCGCCUACUGCCGGGGGGACCUGGACCACCUGGGGGACGACGCCUGGACCCCCUGCGUCAACAACCUCAACGGCUUCGUCUCGGCCUUCCUCUUCUCCAUCGAGACCGAGACCACCAUCGGCUACGGGCACCGCGUCAUCACCGACAAGUGCCCCGAGGGCAUCGUGCUGCUGCUGCUGCAGGCCAUCCUGGGCUCCAUGGUGAACGCCUUCAUGGUGGGCUGCAUGUUCGUCAAGAUCUCCCAGCCCAACAAGCGGGCGGAGACCCUGGUCUUUUCCUCCCACGCCGUCAUCUCGCUGCGGGACGACCACCUCUGCCUGAUGUUCCGGGUGGGGGACCUGCGCAACUCCCACAUCGUGGAGGCCUCCAUCCGGGCCAAGCUGAUCAAGUCCAAGCAGACCCAGGAAGGGGAGUUCAUCCCGCUCAACCAGACGGACCUCAGCGUGGGCUUCGAGACGGGUGACGACCGCCUCUUCCUCGUCUCCCCACUGAUCAUCAGCCACGAGAUCAACGAGCAGAGCCCCUUCUGGGAGGUCUCCAAGGAGCAGCUGCGGAAGGACGAGUUUGAGAUCGUGGUCAUCCUGGAAGGGAUGGUGGAGGCCACAGGGAUGACGUGCCAAGCCCGGAGCUCCUACCUGGUGGAUGAGGUCCUGUGGGGGCAUCGCUUCAUGUCGGUCCUCAGCUUGGAGGACGGGUUUUACGAGGUGGAUUACAACAGCUUCCACCAGACCUUCGAGGUGCCCACGCCAAGCUGCAGCGCCCGGGAGAUGGCAGAGGCGGCAGCUCGCAUGGACGCCCACCUGUACUGGUCCAUCCCCAGCCGGCUGGACGAGAAGGUGGAGGAGGGGACGGAGAAGGGGGAGAAGGAGAGGAACGGGAACCUCACUGGCACCGAGAACGAGUCCAAGGUCUAA
Thamnophis sirtalis is the source of this 1339-nucleotide messenger RNA. It is a transcript of the gene KCNJ9, whose product is annotated as potassium inwardly rectifying channel subfamily J member 9. Gene Ontology annotation, cellular component: plasma membrane. Lineage: Eukaryota; Metazoa; Chordata; Lepidosauria; Squamata; Natricidae. The record is from RefSeq and is a predicted model, not a curated record. Gene Ontology annotation, biological process: potassium ion import across plasma membrane; regulation of monoatomic ion transmembrane transport. Gene Ontology annotation, molecular function: G-protein activated inward rectifier potassium channel activity.